Molecule: messenger RNA, 2115 nt
Organism: Suillus plorans
Lineage: Eukaryota; Fungi; Basidiomycota; Agaricomycetes; Boletales; Suillaceae
Exons: 6
Coding region: 1-2115 (704 amino acids)
Biological process (GO): DNA integration; DNA recombination
Molecular function (GO): DNA binding
Source: RefSeq, a predicted model, not a curated record
AUGGCACGGGGCACAACAAAGAAAAUCGCGGCGGCCGUAAAUAAACCAGGACAGAAGGCAGCUACUGCCUCGACCUCAGCUCUUCAGGAACAGCGCGAAGAAGCACGACAAACACUGCUGAAGGCAAAAGGGACUCGAUCGCAGUACGCCGGCCAUCUUGAACGGGGCCGACGGUUUCUCGCGGUCGUUGUUGAGCAGAAGAGAACUACCCAAGCAGAGGGCACUCACUCUCAAGCUGAUGGCGAGUCUGAUAUCGAUGCAUACAGUCGCGCGUUCGACAUCAUCCCUAACAGAUACUCGGCAUCAGCACUCGAGCUGUUCCUUGUCCAGAAGGGAUUGACGGAGGGACGGAGUUUGAGCACAACGUGGGGCAUCUUUUCCGCGUUCAAGGACAUGUGGAAGAACGCCAAGGGCGAGACUUACCGUGGUCCCUAUCACUGCAAUGAGGGCACUGGGGUGGUCACAGGAAACCCAGCCUUGUCUGCGGCUGCACAGGAUAUGAUGGAAGUCCUCAAGAACAACGAGGGUGCCGAAGGUGGAAGCAGAAAUCACGUGUCGGCCAUGACCAUCGAGGACAUGCAGAAACUCAUGGCCUGGUCCUAUAGCCAGUGUCCAGAUGGAAUUGUCAGCCACGUUCGCCAGUCUGUUGAAGGCAGGUCAACCCUUGACGUGGCUGAUGUGAUUCUGGCCCAGCGGCACCUCAUGGUGCGCGCAUUCUCAACAACGGGAAUCACAAUCUGGACACGGAAUUUUGAACUGACGAAGAUCAAGCGGAAAGACAUUGUUUGGAACUGCCAGGGACACCCACCUUAUGGCAUUCCCUUCGACCUCGUGAGCCUCGUCAACCGUAAAGGCUGGCAGCGGAAGGGGGAAAUUGAUGGUGCACUCGAAGGUAUCUAUUUUCGAUUGGGUCAUGAGUAUGAGGUCUACGCUCAGCCGAAGACCCCCGAAAUCUGUAUGUUCACACACCUGCGAGCUUGGGUGAGUUUCCUGGAGGAGGUACUUCUCCAACGGCCCUUGCAACCUGAAGAGUACAUCUUUCCGCGCGUCGGUGCAAAUGGUGUCGUCUACCCUUCCGACGAGCUGUCCUACGACGCUGUCAUGAAGACACUGACCUGGAUUUGCGCCGAGGCUGGGCUGACAGCCAGGUACACCAGCCAUUGCUUCCGCCGAGGUGGUGCGAGGUAUCGGUUUAUGUUUGCACCCCUCGGAGAGCGCUGGUCACUAUCUACAAUACGUUGGUGGGGUGCGUGGGCUGCAGGCGAAAGCGUUGAUACGCUGAUACGGUACCUUCUGGACGAGCUCACCCAAUAUGAGAAAAAUCACCGGGACGCGCUGUGCCCAAUUCCUCGGGAAGGCGACAAAAGCUUCAACGGCGACCACAUUUUGACAGCACCCAUCACCGCAGCGGAAACACGCGAACUCAAGAUGUCAUUCGAUCGCGAACUGAACCGCCUGUCUGGUAAAGUCGAGGAAGUACUAGACAAACUAACUCUUUCUCCGGCCUCAUCCCCUUAUCCCUCACUCUUGCCGUCACCUUCACAACCUCCAAUCUCGGUCCAACCAACCGUGUGCCAUCAGGCCACCAAUCCACCCUCUUUGCUGAGCAGCACAGAAACUUCUUCGAUACCCAGCCCGGUUCCUGUAGACUCGGCUUCUUCUCCCUUUCCUCGCAUCAUCCCCGCGCUGCAGGUGCCUCCCUCUGACUGCCAUCAGCAUAGCCGCAGUGCGGCAAAAAAGACAGCUCCCAUCCCCGGCAUCGGAAUCCCAGACCUCCCGCGUGGACAAGAGGCAUGGCUAGCUGCUGUAAAGCAGUGGGAGGAUCCUGCAGCAUCCAUUGGCGGCAAGGGACUGAAAGAUUGGCCAGAGGAGUGGUACACUGGCCCUAUGCGUACAAUCACUGGCGUGAAGCGGAACAUCCGCAAGGUGAUUGCUAUUGAGUUCUACCGGCUGCAGCGGGACCAUCAAGUUUUUCUGGAAGCAUACCCUGAGGCCACCCGCGGUGUCAAGCCACUUUUCGAUGCCAUCCAGCGCCAGCGUGAGGGACGCGGAGAAAUCACCGGUCGAGCAAGCAAGAACGGCCGCCCAGAAGUCCGAGCAUCCUCCUCCCGCUGA